AUGAGAAGUAUGGCGCAGCUGGUGAAAAGUGGCGCAAGGUUAUGGUCAAAGUCAACACGUCUCAAAUAUAUUUUCCUCCUUGCCACGCUAUUCUUUGGCAGUUUUCUUAUCAUUUCUAUUACGAAUCGCACUGAAAUAUUACUUCUUAACAAUGAUCAACCCCUCACUUCCCUAGAAUUUCACCGCUACGACAUUGAACAAGAAGAAAGGUACACGAUAAAAACAGAAGGUUGCACUAUCCCUUUUUUAAUACCUUUAGAUGAAUCUAUAAAAUCGUUUAACAAGCCUCCUACUGGGUUGAGAAGUUGCCCAAAUGCCAACUAUACUCUUCUACUACACAACAGAACCCAUAUAUGGGUAGAUAUGGAUAUGCUACAAUAUUAUAACGUAUCGCUGGAAGAUGAGUCGUUCUCUUGUUGUUAUGAGGCAUUCCACAGACCGUCGUCGAUCGAAGAUGUAUUUUCAAUAACAGCAGACAACAGGGCUCGAUACGAAGCUUGUGUGGAUUUCAAUAACUAUAUAAAGGUAGCUCACGAAUUUGUUAGGGUUCGUUGCGUAGUUGAUCAAAGAAUAUUUCACAAACAGUAUUUUCUAUUUGCUCGCACGAAAUCGAAAGUUUCCCGAGGUGAAACUAUGAAAUCUGAAUUGAAAUCACCAGGCUCUGCUCCUUACUAUAACGUGAUUGUUAUGGGAAUAGACGCUAUAUCCAGAUUAAAUUUCUAUAGAACAAUGCCGAAGACCUUGGCCUUUCUAAAACAAAAAGGUGCUAUAGAGCUGUUAGGUUACAAUAAAGUGGGUGACAAUACAUUUCCAAACUUAAUACCUAUGUUGAUGGGUGUCAAAGAAACUGACUUAAAGAGGAUCUGCUGGCCUAACCAUUUUGCCAACUUUGAUAACUGUCCUUUUAUUUGGGAGUGGUUUCGAGAGGCUGGCUUUUAUACUGCGCUCGGUGAAGAUAGUGGAUAUCUAAGUACUUUUAACUUUGGAAAAUAUGGUUUCAUCAAGUCUCCUACAGAUUACUAUCUUCGUACAUUUAUACAUGAAGCUGAAGCUAAUACGGGCAACACUAAGGAUUUCAAUUCAUUCAUUUGUAUGGGAAAUAAAUAUUUUUAUAACGUACUAUUGGAUUACAUUGAAGAUUUGAUGUCCACGCUGAGAUUAUCAAAACUUUUUGGGUUCUUCUGGGAAGUGACAAUGAGCCAUGACUACUUAAAUUAUCCAAUGGCGAUGGACGACAGCUACAAAUCAUUUUUUGAAAGACUUGAUCAUUCUAAUCGUUUAGAUAACACAGUUAUAAUGUUACUUAGCGAUCAUGGUAUAAGGUGGGGCCCAAUAAGAUUAACAAAGCAAGGACGUUUAGAGGAACGCCUGCCGUUAGUACAUAUAUUGUUACCGCCGUCAUUCCAAGAAAAUUACAGUUUAGCAUAUAGAAAUAUCAAACUAAACAGUAAGCGGUUAACUACACCUUUUGAUAUAUAUACAACGCUAGCCGAUUUGAUCAACUUGGACGCCAUAAGCGACCAAAAUAUUGAAAAACGUUCUGAAACAUCUUAUGCACAUAACAGAUGCAUAAGUUUGUUUCUACCUAUACCUAGUAAUCGUACUUGUAAAAUGGCGGACAUCGAUGACCACUGGUGCACUUGUCAUAAGGAAUUAAAAAUGCUCUCAGAAAGCACUGAGGCACGUAACGUAGGCGAACAACUUGUGACGCAUUUGAAUAUUUUUUUGGAGGAAUAUCCCCAAUGUGCAUUACUAAGACUUGAACAAGUGCUAGAAGUAACAGAAAUGGUGGCUGGCACGCCAAGAAAAAAUGAAAUAGGUUGGCGGGAGUAUAUGGCUGUUGUACGAACAUCACCUGGAGGCGGUGUUUUCGAGGGUACAUUGCGGUACAGAGACGAAAAGUGGAGUUUAUCUGGCUCAAUCAGCCGACUUAACUUAUACGGUGAUCAAAGUAGUUGCAUGCAUGAUUAUCAACUGAAACUAUAUUGCUACUGCUCAUAG
Arctia plantaginis is the source of this 2001-nucleotide messenger RNA. The record is from the annotation of a GenBank genome assembly. Lineage: Eukaryota; Metazoa; Arthropoda; Insecta; Lepidoptera; Erebidae.